AGCUUCUUAAACUGUGCGAUAUGUGUUUGAAGAAUGUGUCGCUUCUGUUGUUUGUGUGUCUUGUUUUCAGAAUUUCUGGCAUCAUAGCAGAUGUAGAUGCCGAUGAUUGUUAUGAUAACGAGAGAUUCUGUUCGGCUGACGGCAAGUGUAUACCGGCGACAUGGUGGUGUGAUGCUUAUUCAUCAGGUCCAGACUGUUCUGACGGUGCUGACGAAACACAGUGUUCAGCUUCUGACUGUGCUGCAACUUAUACGUUCCAUUGUGGUAAAAGUAUGACGUGUACACCUCUUCACAGCAGAUGUGAUGGCGUGAGUAAUUGCCCAGAUAAUGAAGACGAGGCAAAUUGCAAAGAAUAUAAAUGUUUGGACGGAACUGUUAAAUGUAAAGACGACACAUGCGCACAGGGAGAUAUAUGUGAUGGAACAGAAAACUGUUCGGAUGGAGAGGAUGAAGAAAACUGUGAAGAAUAUAAGUGUCCAUCGGGAAAAAUUAAAUGCGAGGACCAUUCUUGUGUUUGGGGCGAACAAUGCAAUGGAUGGGCAGAGUGCGAUGAUGGAUCAGAUGAAAACAAUUGUCAAGAAUAUGAAUGUCCUACGCAAAAAAUAAAAUGCAAUGAUCAUAUAUGUUUCUGGGGUGAACAAUGUAACGGAUGGUUGGAUUGUAAAGACGGAUCAGAUGAAGACAAUUGUGAAGAUUAUGAGUGCCCAACUGGUACCAUUAAAUGUGCCGACCAUACCUGUACAAACGGAGCAGUAUGUGAUGGAUGGGAUGACUGUAAAGAUAAAUCAGACGAAAAAGACUGCAUUGACUUUGAAUGUGCAGAGGGUCAGAUAACAUGUGCAGAUAGUCGCUGUGCCUGGGGUGAUCGAUGUGAUGGCAAUGAAAAUUGCCGAGACAAAUCAGACGAAGAAAACUGCAACGAAUGUAAGAGUGGUUCUUUCCUAUGUAUAAAGGAUGAGAAGUGCAUUCCAGAUUCCUAUAAAUGUGAUUCUUGGCCGGAUUGUAGUGAUGCUUCCGAUGACGUCGGCUGUGGCGGUUGUGACGAUGAUCGAUUUAGAUGUGGAAACUCACAUUGUGUUGAUGUUGAUAAAUUGUGUGAUGGACAGGAUGAUUGCGGCGAUUUGUCAGAUGAGAGAUGCAACGCUUCAUCAGUUAUACCUAUACCUAUAGAUCUGCCAGGACUGCCAGAUACAGGGCCACAUGUGGGACCUCCUUUAAUAUUACCAACAGCACCAUCUGAAGAUCAUAUACAAUUGCCUGGUAUGCCAUUGGAAGAUUGGUUAGGGCCUUCCAUACCUUGGGAAAUAAGCAGUAAAAGAGUGUCAAACAUUGGAUACAACAAACAGCUUAUGAGACAACGGCUUUCUAGCAGUAACACACGACGACAUGAUUACAGACAGCUUGUGGGAGAACAUGUUCAUAGUCGAACAGGACAUGAUUACAGACAGCUUGUGGGAGAACCUGUUCAUAGUAGAACAGGAUAUGAUUACAGACAGAAAUCAUUAUCUCUACAUGAAGAUCUUCGUCGAACAAAGGUCCACGAUAAUAGAUUAUCAAAGGGAACGGCAAGAUUGAAUGCUUAUCGAAGACUUCAAAUGGCAAAAUCAAAUGCUCGGUCUCUAGCUGUAAAAAGGAAUAGAUUUGCUGCACAGAUGGAGAGGAAAGAAUCAAUUCGUCACUCAUUAGCCGGACAAAAGAUUAAGCACACUUUAGCCGGACACAAGAUAAAACACACUGCACAGGUGGAAGAGGUUGUUCGUCAGCUAAAAGAACUGACAGCUUUAAAAGACAGUAAUGAAAAUGAAAAAGUCCAAGGCCGUGGCGAAAUAAACUCAAAUGAUAUCAGACGCCAUAUGUUAACUCAUGGCCUGAUCAAAGAACAUUUUACUGCACGCCAAUUGUAUGAUGCAAUGAAGUACCUUAGACAGAACGAAUAAGUCGAAUAUAUUUAAUUACAUUACCAAUACUCCUGCGAAUCCAGUUUUAUAGUAUUUGUCAUUAAUUUACUGAUUUGUAUCUGAAUAACUUUUUAGUCCAUGAAAAGUUUUAGUGAUUUAUCUUUAAGAAAAUUUUGUAAAUAUCUAAGAUUUAGAAUUAGAAUUAGUCAAAUUCAUAUUACUGUAUUACUGAAGACAACGCUAAUAAAUUUAAAUUUCACUUUUUUAUUGUUACGCUUUCCUUUUUAAGUCAGUGAAUGUCUUUAACGAUAUCUUAAUGUUUAUGGUUUUCAAAUGAAUUUGCUCUUUCUCUUUAAAUUAAUACACAACAGAUACUUUUCUUUACUUAGAACUUGAAAAUGAAAAUAACACAUUAUAUACGUAUAUACGUUUUCUGAAUUAACCUUCAUCAGGACUUCUCAAACUUUAACGCUUGAAAUCAAAAGGUGUGUAAAAUGUAGAAAUGCUAGAAGCUAUAUAGUCAAAAGGGACAUAAUUUUUUAUAGUUUGUUCUUAUGUUGUACUGUUACACCACUGUCACGGGUUAGGGGAGGGUUGGCGCCUUCAAACUAGUUUAACCUCGCCUCAUUAUGUAUGUGCCUGUCCAAAGUCAGGAGCCUGUAAUUUAGUGGUUGUCGUUUGUUGCUGUAUAUCAUAUUUGUUUUUCGUUCAUUAUUUUGUACAUAAAUCAGGCCGUUAAAUUUCCCGUUUGAAUUGUUUAACAUUUGUCAUUUCGGGGCCUUUUAUAGCUGACUAUGCGGUAUGGGUUUUGCUCAUGGUUGAAGACCGUACGGUGACCUAUAGUUGUUAACUUCUAUGUCAUUUGGUCUGGUGGAGAGAUGUCUCAUUGGCAAUUAUACCACAUCUUAUUAUUUUUAUAAAAGAAAUUGCUAAAUUUAUCUAAGGUAAUUUAAAACUUUGCCUGGGGGUUUGAACCAUAUUUUCCAAAUAAUUGUUAUACUUAUCAACGGUAUAUUUAAGAACAAUGUGUUAUAAAACAUAUUAGUUUAGAAUGUCUGACCCCUGAGCUGAAGAUCGAGGACUAACAGUCCACCAGCAGAGGUAUCGAUCCAGUGCUACGAAAUGAAAAAUAAAACUUUAUAAAUAUCGUGUGUCCUUUUCUGGAUUUACCUUCAUCAGGAAUGCUCGAACUUAAACAUCUAAAAUGUUCUAUAAAAUAAUUUUAACCGGCACAAAUUUGACUUCACAUGAUGCGCAUUUUGACAUGUUUUUUCGGUGAAGUACGAGGAAAAAAAUAUUUGUAAAUCUAAAACAAAAUAUAAACACCGAAGAGCUGAUAAAACCGAAACAGACCAACAUUAUAGCCAAACCCGGACCCAAUCAUGUAGGAGAUACGGCAAUUAGUUUCGAGUGAUACUUUCUUAUGUUUCAACCCUACAAUUUCACAAAAAGAAUCAUACAUUGUGUUGAAUAUUUGUUUUAGUUGUCCUUUUUGUCAUCUGCAGCUGUUUACACCACAUGUUCGCAUUAUCCUUUUACUUACAAAAAAUGUAUAUUCACAAAAUCAAAUUCUUAACAAACGUACAUUAUUUUAAAUUCUGAAUCAAUAAAAUUGGAACUUAUAUAGAAUGGAGAUACAUAUCUCUCUCUCUCUCUCUCUCUCUCUCUCUCUCUCUCUCUCUCUCUCUCUCGUAUAUAUGUAAACUCUCGUUUAUAUUCUCUAUAUAUUCUCAUAUAUAUAUAAACU
Messenger RNA from Mytilus californianus (California mussel), 3645 nucleotides. RefSeq names its product sortilin-related receptor-like. Bases 21 to 1937 code for a protein of 638 amino acids. Gene Ontology annotation, molecular function: protein binding. The record is from RefSeq and is a predicted model, not a curated record. The transcript is spliced from 11 exons. Lineage: Eukaryota; Metazoa; Mollusca; Bivalvia; Mytilida; Mytilidae.